AUGUCCCCUACCGGGGGAGCUUUUCUGUUCCCCACCGAGGUGGUCGCCCUGACCAGGGAGAUCAAAGCGGCGGCCGUGGUGAUGGGGGUCGUGGUCGUGGUGAUGGAGGUCGGGGACGCGGCCGAGGUGAUGGAGGCCGUGGCCGUGGUGAUGGAUAUCGGGGUCGUGGUGAUGGAUAUCGGGGCCGUGGUGAUGGAGGCCGGGGGCGUGGCGAUGGAGGCCGUGGUGCUAAAGCGCCGCCAGCAUACUUUAGGUAAGAUGCGUCUUGCGGACCCCAACCAGACCGCGGCCCCCGACCCCGCCAUCCAGCAGCUGGAGAACCAGCUCGUCAAGCAGCAGUCCGAUGAGCUUAUGCAGCGUAUCAAGAAGCCCGGCAAGGCGCCCGCCCGCGCCGUCUUUGGCGAGCAUCUUCCUGCCCGGCCUGCCUUUGGCGACCAAGGCCGUGCCAUCAUCGUGUGGGCCAAUUCCUUCGCCGUCACGGCCAAGCCCAUCACGCUCUACAAGUAUGGCCUCAACAUCGACCGGGUCUUCACUGCCGAGCAAAAGGAGAAGGGUCGGCCCAAGCAAGUGGAAGUUCGCGGAAGGAAGUUGCAGUUUGUCAUUGCCAAACUGCUGGACAUGAUUCGGGAUGUGCCGGGGCAGGUUCGCACUGAGGCCAAGGCCACGCUGGAGCAGGCCAAGAAGGCGCUCAAGGAGGUGCAGAAGGCGGGCAACAAGCAGGCGGUUGCGGAUGCCAGGGCGGCUGUCGAUAAGGCAGCGGCGGCCGAGAAGGCAACUGCGACGCUAUCAGACAACAAUAAAUUGGUGGUCAGCGAGUUCAAGAGCCAGAUUGUCUCGUCAAAGGAGCUGCAAUUGACCCACAAUCCUAUCCGUGUGGUCCUAUUGGAUGAAGCUCUCGAGGACGGAGCCCCUCCUCGCGAGGAGCAUUUCGAUGUUGAGCUCAUGGAUGCAGUGCCGGUCAACUUCUCCGAGAUGCUUGACCAUGUUGCCUCCAUGAAGGUGCACAAGGAUGACAACGUGUUCCCUCGCCACCCAGAAGUGGUGGACGUGCUCAACAUGAUUCUUGGGUUCCAUCCACGCUCCAACAUUGACAGCGUCAGCGCCGUUGGGUCUUCGAGAUUCUAUCCGUUUGCCAGUCAUGCCCAAACUGCGUCUCUCAUGGAGGAUUUCCGCCCAUUGAUUGCCGCUCGAGGCUUCUUCCAGUCCGUUCGCCUGGCGACGGGCCGGGUCCUUCUCAACACGCAGGUUACGCAUGGUGUCUUCAAGCUUUCCGGACAGGCCACCAAGAUCUUUGAGCAGCUGGAGAUCGAGCCCUGCCCGUCGGGUCACAACCAUAGGGACUACCAGAUGAUCAAGACCCUCAAGGCCUUUUCCAAGUGCCUAAGCAAGGUUCGCGCGUCCGUCACGUUUCGGACUACGAGCGGCCGUGAGGUCAAGCGCGUCAAGGCCAUUGAGGGCCUCGUAUUUGCGUCGGACAUGACGCGAAAGCGCGGCAACAAGGGUCCGAAUGCCGAUAAAUUUGCCCCCAACUGGGAGCUUUGCGGUCCGUCGCACGUCUCGUUUUGGAAUGCCGAAGACAAAAAGUACGUUACGGUCAAGCAGCAUUUCAAGAACAAAUACGGUCUUGAGCUGGGAAAUUACCCGCUCUUCAACUUUGGCAACGGGGAUAAAAAUUCCUACUUCCCCGCCGAAGUCGUCGAGAUUCAGCAGGGGCAGCAGGCCAAGCUCAAAUUGACGGCAAAGGAGACCUCUGACAUGCUCACCUUUGCCUGUCGGCCGCCUUACGCCAAUGCUCGGACUCUGGUCAAGGAGAGUCGCGAGCUCUUGGGCCAUGACAACCCCCUGCUGCAGCAACUUGGCGUCUGUGUGUCUAAACAACUGAUUGCCGUGAAUGCGCGUAUCAUCAACCAACCCAAGGUCCGGUACGAUAAGGGCAAAAUCCCCGAAAUCAGAAACGGAAGCUGGAACUUGAUGAGUGCUAGCGUUUUGAAGUCUGGCCCUAAGAUCGCGAAGUGGGCAUACGUGGAUAUUCUGUACGGAGACAGAUCCCCACCGAUCGGGCCAGACAAACUCGACUCAAUGAUUACCGCUUGGCAGAGGAUGGGUAUUAAUAUCCAGCAAGGCUCGACGUUUUCCGAGACUGCCACCCAAUACGACAUCACCCAGAAGCUGGACGAUAUCUUCAAGAAGAGCCAGAGCAAGGGCGUGCAGCUGAUUGUCUUUAUCUUGUUCCAAAAGGACUCUGGGCCGCUCUAUAGCCGCAUCAAGACCUUGGGCGACUGCAUCUACGGCAUCCACACCAGCUGCAUCGUGCGAAAGCAAGUCGAGAAUGGCUCGCCGGGGACUCUGGCCAACCUCGGUCUCAAGGUCAAUCUAAAGUUUGGCGGUGUCAACCAGAAGCUCUGCGAUGACCUCGACAUCUUGAAGGGUGGGACCACCAUGUUUGUAGGCUACGAUGUGACGCACCCUACUAACAUGGAAGUCCCCAAAAGCGGCGUUAUCCCCCCCAGUCUGGUCGGUCUAGUCUCGAGCAUCGACAACGACCUUGGGCAGUGGCCGUCCGUCACCUGGGAGCAGAACUCCAAGCAAGAGAUCCUCGGCCCCGCGCUGGAGCACCACUUUGCGUCCCGCAUCGAUCUCUGGCGAAAGAAGAAUGGAGGCAAACCCCUUGAGAACAUUAUCAUCUACCGCGAUGGCGUUUCCGAGAGCCAAUUUGCCACUGUCCUCAAAGACGAACUGCCGUCGAUCCGCAAGGCGGCCGAGAAGAAGUUUCCGCAGGAUCCGCCCAAGCUGACCAUGAUUGUGUCGGUCAAGCGGCACCAAACGCGCUUCUACCCCGCCGACGAGGCCAACCUGAGCGGCUCGAGCAACAUUAAAAACGGCACCGUCGUCGACCGCGGUGUGACGCAGGCGCGCUACUGGGACUUUUACCUGACUGCGCACCACGCGCUCAAGGGCACGGCGCGUCCGGCGCACUAUUCCGUGCUGCUCGACGAAAUCUUUCGGCCACGCUACAAACUCGGCGCGGCCAAUGAGCUCGAGAAGCUGACGCACGAGCUGUGCUACCUGUUUGGCCGGGCGACGAUGGCGGUCAGCAUCUGCCCGCCGGCGUACUAUGCGGAUCUCGUGUGUGAGCGGGCGCGGGCGCAUCGCCCCGAGUAUGCCGGCGCGGAUGAUGUCAGCGAGAUGUCGGGCUCCGUGUCGAGCAUGCACGGGCCGGCGCAGGCGCGCGAGAUUCACCAGAACCUCCGAGACACCAUGUUCUACAUGUAA
Molecule: messenger RNA, 3273 nt
Organism: Cordyceps militaris CM01
Lineage: Eukaryota; Fungi; Ascomycota; Sordariomycetes; Hypocreales; Cordycipitaceae
Product: Stem cell self-renewal protein Piwi
Exons: 2
Coding region: 1-3273 (1090 amino acids)
Molecular function (GO): protein binding; nucleic acid binding
Source: RefSeq, a predicted model, not a curated record